Dimorphilus gyrociliatus is the source of this 2503-nucleotide messenger RNA. The record is from the annotation of a GenBank genome assembly. NCBI's taxonomy places the organism in Eukaryota, Metazoa, Annelida, Polychaeta, Dinophilidae.
AAUGGUUAGGGGAAGUAAUCUAGCUUUUGAUUCACAGUUAAUGGGGUUCUAUCUAAGAGUUAGUAGUAAUCAAAAAGGAGAAAUUAUGUUAAUAGCUCAUACAAAGACAAGUGGUCAUCCAAUUGAAUAUGCCCGCCAGAAAUACUUUAAAUGUCAAAAUGGAGACACAGCAUCAAGAGCUCAAGUUUCUGGAAUGUAUAUUUGGAUUAUUAGUGACAAAGUACAGUCACAAACAUGCAGAUCAAGCCAAUAUCAAUAUUCUAUUGAAGGAGAUGAAGAAAUUAUUAUUGGAAUUAGUCCCUACAAUUUUAAUGAUAAAACAAGUUCAGCAUUUAUGUCACCAUUAAUUCCAGAAGAACACUUAAAUUUAGGGAUACAUUCAUACAAAAUGAUUGAUAGUAUAUGUAAAUUAGGAGGUCUAACGGAACCGGAAAGAUAUUCUACAUGUGAUAAUUUAAAUUCUGAUGGAUAUGAACAGAAAUUUUUAUAUCAAAUUUUUGAACCAGCAAAUUCAACAGUCCAAGUCGAAAUACGUGGAAUGAAUUUUUCCUGCUCACUUUCAAAUACAGAACCUUACGUUAUGGUCUAUGUUAAGGCCUAUACUCAAUAUUUUAAUCAAAAUGACCUUUGGAGUGGAGAAUUUCUCAUAUGUACACUAAAUGAUCAUAAUGGAAAAUGUUCUUAUAUUUGCAAUUGUGUUUUCUGCCUCUUUUUUGCAAUUGUUUAUUCGGAAUUCAAAUGUCCAAUUGAUUCUGAAUCAAAACCUAUUGAUGGAACGUUUGGAGAUCCGAAUUAUUGUGAAGUAUACUAUCAAUGUAUAAAUGGAAUUGCUCAUCUUCAAGUUUGUCCUAUUGGUUUUCAUUAUAAAUUUAUAUUUCAAGAUUGUCGCUAUGUAAUCUGUAUAGAUUCAAGAAUAUCAGAUUGUCAAUCAUCAUCAUCCUUGAUUGAUGAUGAUUUAAACGUUGAUUUAAAAUCUUUAAAUGAUGCUGAUGAAUGUUCACCAAAUAAGAAUGAAACAGUUGCCAAUUCAGUUGACUGUAGGAGUUAUUAUAAUUGUGUUAAUGGUGUGGCCUGGCCUCAACGUUGUCCAACUGGAUACUAUUUUACACCAAUCAUUAAAAAUUGUAAUGUAAAAUUAUGCGUUCCAUUUGAAGAAGCUAAUUGCGCAAUACCUGGAGGAUGGUCCGAAUGGUCAGAAUGGAGCGACUGCAAACCAGCAUGUGGACAGCAAAGACACCGGACAAGAGUUAGGGAAUGUAAUAAUCCACCAGCAUCUAAUGGUGGACUAGAAUGUCAAGGUAACUCGAUUGAUGUGGACCAAUGCGAAAGUAACGACUGCAAUGAUGGAGAUACACCUGCAUUUAUGGUCUCUUUAUUAAACAAUGAAAUAGUUGGUUCAGGUAGGAUGAAUUGGACGCAAGUUGUCAUCAAUCAGAAGAAUUUAUUUAAUGAAAUUGACAAUAGUUUGAAUAUUCAAAAAUCUGGAAUGUAUGUCAUGUCAGUAACUGCUCAUAUGGACCAAAGUAGUAAGGUUGAUAUUACUCUGGAAGGCACUGGAAGAAAAAUUGGUUUAUCAAAACUAUAUAACGUAUCAGUUGAAACUAUAACCAGAUGUGGAAUAUUUACGUUAACUUCCUUGCAUAGGCCUAACAUUGUUCAGAAUCAACCUUUCUCAAAUCUAGUGGGAAGCCUAAAUGGAACUGAAACUUCCUGGUCGGGUUUCUAUUAUAAAACUGACAACUAUCUGUCCGCUGCACGUGAUAGUCCAACAACACAUUCAGGUCAUUCUUCAAUCAAUUUACCGAUAGUAACUGCAAGAAAAGGAUUUGAAAUUAAUGGAAAUAAUUUUAUAGCAAUGAAUGAAGGAUUGUAUUUUAUAAGUUAUGGAUCAGCUACAAUGAGAAAAGUAGCAUCUAUAAUAAAAUUACAUAUCGCAAGUUUUGUGCAUUAUUUAAGAAUGGCAAGUAAUCGGGAUGUUCCAUAUGCUUAUUCAGUGAAUUUUAUUCGACGUGUUGAAAUACAUGAUGUGUUUGGAUUGCAAAGACAUCAGGAUACUCAAUAUUCAGAUUCAAAUUUACAAAUUCAUUUAAAUGCAUUUAAAUUGAAUGAAAGUUUUCCAAUAUUUUCAAUCAUUUCAACAAGAGAAAGAUGCAGUGGACAAUUUUUUACUUUUGGCUUUAAUGCAUUACCUUACGUUGAUAAUAUGAAUGGUUGGAUACCUAAUAGACAAUCAUAUAAAAUUCCAACUUCCGGUACAUAUUUCGUAACAUUUAACUUACCAAAUAAAAGUAUGUCUGAAGAAUUAGAAGUUUAUAUAGAUGUUAAUGGCAAUCAAAAAACACGAGUUGUAAAAGCUUCGAUACAUUACGAUUUCUAUUCUGGUUAUGCCUUUACUGGUGUUCUUAUGAAAUUAUCGCAAAAUGAUGAAUUAAAAUUAAUGUUUAAAGGUUGUACAGCUCAACAUACACUUUUUUCAUCAUUAACAAUCAUUUUUGUUCCAUAA